CAAAAAGAUUAUUUUACGCAUCGUAAUAAAAGAUCUUUCUUCAGGCAUGGGGCUCUAUAUUCAACACUGGUUUCCAAGUUGGACACUUAAUGAGGAAAGGAAUAAUUUGUCUCUUAUUUCAUUUUGAAUAAAGAAGAAUGAACGUGUCUUCUGAAACUACGGUUUUUGAUGUAACAUCACCAUUAGAUGUCACGACCGAAGCGCCGGACACGACCUGGUCUGCAAAUACUACGAUGACUGGAAGUGUGGCUACGGCGGUCAUGUCAACUGCAACGGAUCUAACAACUAAUAUUGCGGAGACUACAACCCAUUUAUUUGAUACGUAUGGUAUUUUCAUACAUCCGCACUGGAAAAAUUUCCCUAUAGUUUCAGACGAAUGGCAUUACCUGAUUGGAAUAAUUAUAACUUGUGUUGGAAUAACAGGGAUCAUUGGAAACUCCCUCGUUAUUUGGAUGUUUUCAAGGGAAAAGUCGUUGCGAACAUCUUCGAAUAUGUUCAUUGUAAACCUUGCCAUCAGUGACCUAACGUUCUCAGUUGUAAAUGGUUUUCCUCUAUUCAGCAUCUCAUCUUUUAACAAAAGAUGGAUAUUUGGGACAGCUGCAUGCGAAUUCUAUGGUUUGAUUGGUGGAAUCUUUGGGCUGAUGUCAAUAAACACCAUGGUGGCUAUAGCAAUUGACCGUUACUACGCCAUAGCUCGUCCUCUACACGUAGCUAAAUUCAUGACACGGAAACGAGCGUUUCUUAUGAUCGUUACUGUUUGGAUAUGGUCAUUUGCUAGCGCAACUCCACCUAUCUUUGGUUGGGGCCGGUAUAUUCCGGAAGGAUUUGGUACAUCUUGCACGUACGACUAUCUCACACGCACAAACAAUAACAUAACCUUCAUAUUUUUCAUGUACAUUUUCGGAUUUGCGGUGCCACUUGGUGUUAUUAUCCUCUGUUAUGCAAUGAUCAUACGGGCUGUCAAGGUACACGAGAAUGAAAUGAAGAAAACAGCUAAGAAAUUAAAUGCUGAAAUGCGUUCAAAUCAAGACAAGAAAAAUAUGGAGAUUAGGGUAGCAAAAAUAGCAAUGUCGAUUCUUGUAUUGUAUCUUUUGUCAUGGCUGCCAUAUGCUACAGUCGCCUUGAUUGGAAUGUUUGGCGAUGCAUCAUUCGUCACACCAUUUUGGGCAGAAAUACCGGUACUGUUUGCAAAAGCAUCCGCGAUGCAUAAUCCUCUAGUUUACGCACUCAGUCAUCCUAAAUUUAGAGCAGCUUUGCAAACGCAUGCGCCCUGGCUGACUUGUUGCUGCAAACCUGAAGCAAAGCCCGCAAUGUCUACAGGUACUUCUUUUAAGGACAGGAAUGCCAGUAAAAGGAGUGUAACCAGUGUCACAGGUGCCAGCGUUAGUAGCGAGAUGAGCAAUGUCAGUGACUCCAUGUACGCUGACAUGGAAUUUCGUCUUCGUAAACUCGAAGAAGAACAGGCAGCGAAGAGAGAUCCAAAGACGGUUUCGAAAAAGAAGGCGAACAAAAAUCAGGCUGUUGAACAAGCAGAUGACAUUCCAGCGGGAAAAAUAAUUCAGGAUCUUGCACAUGCAUUAGUUGAGGCAACAUCACGGGAAAAAACGAGUCAUCCAGUACAACCUGUGUAUCUCCCUAGUAGUAUUUUAAAAGGCAAGUCGUCUGAUUCCAAAGAACCGUCUGAUGGCAUUUUCGUUCUUGACAGUAAUACAAUACCUGAACUUGCAAAAUACUUGACAACAUUUUCAAACUUAAACAACGAAAACAUUGAAGGUGUGGUUAAUCAAGGUCUAGAGUUGUCACCCGAAGUUCCACCAUAUGAGUCUGUUGGAGCUAGGCCAAAAACUUCGAAUGUUGAGGAUAAUGAUGGUAGCGGCGUAGGCUAUGAUGAAGCACAACUUUGAUAUAUCCCUAGAUCUAAAACAAAUAUUUAUUUCCUAAGUGCUCUUGACGCAAUUUCAUUUAUGGGGUACAUUGUUUACAUGAUUAUAUUGAGUAUUUGGUCUAGAUUAUUUGAAUAAACUGAUAUAAUAAUUCUGAUCUAAGAUUGAAAUCAGGGAUAGAGUAAUGGCGAUCGUUACGAUCGCUUGAAUACUUGAGAAGUAUAUGAAAUAAUAGGUAUCAAGAUUAAGAGAUGUUGCUUUCUUGGCAUCAAUAUUUGCAAUGACGAUUCAUGGAAACAAGCAUUCAAAAUCAAUCUGAACGCUGUAUGCGCUAUUUCCACGUUUAAAAGAAACCAUAUACACCACUAAUGCCUAUUCGGUAUAAGUAGUGGAAAGUAUUUUACAAUGUAGAGUCUUUCAUUUAUAGCAUUGAACGGGUGUGUGCAAUACAUAGAAAACGGUUUAUUUCAACCACAAAUUUCCCAGUUAAAUAUUGCUUUGUAGUCAACUUUAUUGCAUUCACAUUUGACGAAAUACUUCAACAGAAUAUCUUUUUAAUGCAAUAACGACAUUUUUAGAUAAAAUAGCAAGUGACAAGCACAAACCAGAGACAGUCCAAGCUCUCUUGUGUAAGAUUUUUUUUAGUUCAAUGGAAUCAUGUUUAAAUCAUUUUGUGGAUGUCAAUAUCUUUUUUAUUAUUUCAAUGGAAACAUGUUUAAAUCAUUUUGUGAAUGUCAAUAUAUUUUAUGGCUGGUCUAUUGAGAAUAUUGAGAAUUCCAGAAUGUGUGUGAACGUUUGACCAUUCCUUUAAAUUUAUAAUAUCGUAACAAUCGGAGCAUUUCAACAUGCCAAUUUUUGAAAACGCUUUUGAAAUGCGUGGUAAUUUGUCUGGUUACUGCUUUGAUAAUAAUAUAGAGGUACGUAAAUGUUAGACUGCUCAUAGACAUUGGUAAUAAAUACAGAAACGUCCCAAUUUAACUAUUCAUGGUCAAAACGGCUUGGACACACAGGUAAGCAAAGCUCUAGUUAACAUCGCCGAUGUCGAAUAUGAUUUUACGUUAACAUUGAUACAAAUGCCGAUAAAAGCGUGAUUGAUACAAAUGCCAGUAAAGCGUGAUUGAUACAAAUGCCGGUAAAUCGUGAUUGAUACAAAUGCCGGUAAAAUCGUGAUCGAUAGAAAUGCCAGUAAAGUGUGAUUGAUACAAAUAUCGGUAAAAUUGUGAUUGAUAAAAAUGCCGGUAAAACGUGAUUGAUACAAAUGCCGUUAAAAUCGUGAUUGACAGAAAUGCCAGUAAAGCGUGAUUGAUACAAAUGCCGGUAAAACCGUGAUUGAUGCAAAUGGCGGUAAAAUUGUGAUUGAUACAAACGCAGGUAAAAGCGUGAUUUAUACAAAUGUCGGUAAAAUCGUGAUUCAUUCAAAUGGCGGUUAAAGCGUGAUUGACUCAUACGAUGUUUUGUUGUCAUAACAAUGAAUUUCAUAUUGCAAAUUCUUGUACAUUAUAUGAUUUAUGUGAAUAAAUGCAAAUUUUCGUAUAAACAAUUAUAUGAAAAUAAUUAGAAAUAGAUCUAUAUCUAUGUCAAAUAAUUAAAAUAUAUGUAUAUAUCAUUAAUUGACUUGAAAUAUAAAGUUACAACAACAUUGCUGUUCAGUUGACGAAACAGUACUUAACUUUAUGUAUUUCAUAACAUUUGUUUGUUCAGACGGGUCAUUGUUGCAUCAUUAUUGUUAAUCAAUUUCUUUAUUUGUUGUCAAUUUAAGGAAAA
Molecule: messenger RNA, 3647 nt
Organism: Ruditapes philippinarum (Manila clam)
Lineage: Eukaryota; Metazoa; Mollusca; Bivalvia; Venerida; Veneridae
Product: rhodopsin, GQ-coupled-like
Exons: 5
Coding region: 138-1904 (588 amino acids)
Biological process (GO): visual perception; G protein-coupled receptor signaling pathway
Cellular component (GO): membrane
Molecular function (GO): G protein-coupled receptor activity
Source: RefSeq, a predicted model, not a curated record